Messenger RNA from Pseudo-nitzschia multistriata, 5491 nucleotides. NCBI's taxonomy places the organism in Eukaryota, Bacillariophyta, Bacillariophyceae, Bacillariales, Bacillariaceae. The record is from the annotation of a GenBank genome assembly.
UUAUCCUCAUUGCUGCUGUCGUAGCAGCCUCAGUCGAAGAUUGGACGGACUUCGGCGUCAUUUUGAUCAUGCUUCUUGUAAACGGUACGUGAAACAUAAGCAAUACAGUAUUUCCAAGGUUACUUCAGCUGUUUUUAAAUUAUGACAGGCAACAAAUAAWUAAAAUGAAUAGUAGCAUCCAUUCCUAACAAUCCUCCGUCGGUUUCCCCUUUGCAGCCUCUCUUGGUUUCCACGAAGAAUACAAAUGUGCRCAGAGUUUGGCAGAACUCAGCAACUCUCUGGAAAGUGAAAUUGCCAUCCGCCGUGAUGGUAAAACAGAAGCUCUCCCCACGAAAGAAUGCGUCCCAGGUGAUAUUGUUCUAUUGGUAGGCGGGACGAUUCUCCCUGCCGAUGUUAAAUGGGUGAAGGGUGAUACAAUGUCGAUCGACACUGCCGCUCUGACAGGUGAACCCAUCCCUCGAAAAUAUCCUGGCGAACACGGCGAUGUUAUCUUGUCUGGCACCACUGUUGUCGCUGGAGAGUGUUACGGAGAAGUGGUAGCCACCGGUGUCAACACUGAAAUCGGUCAAGCUCAAGCYGAUGUCAUGGCCGACAAAUCAACGAGCACUAUUUCUGUCUUCGAAAAAAAGAUUUUGACAAUGGUGAAGAUUUUCGUCGCCGGUAGCAUGUUUAUGGUGCUAGGCGUUCUUUUGGUCAAAGGAUUUGUCUACAGUGGAUUCACACCUGUUGGCAACCUCGCUGAAGUUAAUGCAGGCUCGUACCUUAGCAAAGGCGUAGAAGACACAAUUCUCGGUGCCCUGAGUAUUUUGAUCGCAUCUAUCCCAAUUGCGUUACCACUUGURUUGCAAGUGAAUCUUGCCCUAGGCGCAAGUUUCUUAGCAAARGAACACGCCGCGAUUGUAACUAGUACUCCGGCUCUACAAGAUAUCGCUAGUAUGAGCAUGCUCUGCAGUGACAAGACCGGCACAUUGACUACUGCGAAGAUGUCUGUGAUCAACGACCGUUGUGUACCAUCCGGUAAUUUCACUAAGGACGAUGUCGUUCGCUUUGCCUCUCUGUGUUCAAACAAAGACAAGAAAGAUGACCCCAUCGACAAGGCUGUCMUUGAUGCCUACGAACGAUGCGAAGCUUCAAAAACGGAUUCUGGCUACAARCAAACUGAAAUCAUUGGAUUUAAUCCAGUUGUGAAACGAGUUGUUGCAUUCGUAGACCACAAUGGCAAGACCUUAACCAUUGCCAAAGGACUUCCAGCCAAAAUUAUCGAUACUGAAGCAGGUGGYGUCGACGACCACGAGUGCCAAUGGAAAGUGGAAGGAUACGAUGAUGACAAUUUUGUUGCUUCUAUACUCAAAGAGGAUACCGCCCUUUCUWCUGCUGGGUACAAGACUAUUGCUGUUGCCAUGUGCGAAGGUGAUUGUCGCAAACCUGGAAAUUACAAAUGGAACUUCGUAGGUCUCAUGCCGAUGCUCGAUCCUCCUCGCGAAGAUACACCCGCCACUAUCGCGUCUUUGCACCACGCUAACAUCUCUGUGAAAAUGAUCACCGGAGAUCACGUGAACGUUGGAAAAGAAACAUGUCGUUUGAUUGGUCUUGGCACUGAUAUGCACGCUGGUCAAGAAAUCCGCGCUGCCGAAAGUCCUUCCACGAGGAACGAAAUGAUUCUUGCUGCUGAUGGUUUUGGUGCAGUUUUGCCCAGUGACAAACGUGAAGUCGUGAUGACACUCAAAAAUGAGUUUGGAUUGGUUACUGGAAUGACAGGAGAUGGUGUGAACGAUGCGCCUGCUCUGUCUGCUGCCCAGGUUGGCAUUGCUGUUGAGGGAGCUACAGAUGCUGCUCGCAAUGCCGCUGACCUCAUUCUAACCGAGUCCGGACUCAGACCAAUCUAUGGUGCAGUUCUAGAGUCGCGUCGAAUUUUUGCCAGAAUCAAGUCCUACGUGGUGUACCGAAUGGCAGCGUCAGCAAUUCUAGUCCUGGUUUUGUCCAUCAUUGUUUUUGCUGGAGAGGGUUGUGUUGUCGACUCCAUCCUUAUCAUUGUACUUGCYCUKCUCAAUGAUAUCUCGAUGCUUCCUGUUGCGUACGAUAACGCUGAUGCCACUGCCAAGCCUCAGCUCCCCAACACCACGAAGUUGAUUCUAACGUCGCUCUACUACGGGCUUUUUCAUACCGCCAUGACUCUGAUUUUUAUUUUUGGUCUUGGUCUUCAAAAGGAAACUGAAAUGAUUGACUUCAGUGAAUGUGUCCUUGAUUCCAAAGGACCAACCGCAGCUUUUAUUUGGGUACACUUGACGAUUGUUUCAGAACUAGCCAUCUUUUCGGUUCGCGCCCCAUCCUUCUUCUUCUUUUCGAUGCCCAGCAUUUCGUUGAUCAUCAGUGUGAUUCUCACUUGCAUCAUCGUUUCUAUCGUUGGAGUAUACGCCUUGGAGCUCCCCGGAAUGAGUCUSCUCUGGAUCUGGGUUUUCAACAUUCUUGCUUUCGUUAUUGUUGACUUGGGCAAGAUUUGGUUCCGAAAAGCCAUAGGUGAUGCGCCCGGUGAAAUCAUCGAGAGCGACGAACUUAUUGAACCGGAAAGCAAGAACGAAGUCAAGAUUCAAACUGAGAAGAAGGAACGUUACAAGGUUCACAGAGAAUCUGUCCUCCCACAGGCUGAUUUCGAACGCCACGAGGUCSAAGUUGGUGGCUUAUUCAAUGUCCGAAACUAUGAUGGCAUUGCUUUCAAACAACCUGGUGCAAGAAUGAAGUCCAUKUCGGUAGCUGCGAACGGUCACCGCCGCACUAAGACCUCCUCUGCGCCUGAACUAAAUUUUUGGUAAUCUGGACCUGAAUAUUUGAUGUUGGUACUGCCGAUCUUGUCGUUSCCGUUGUUAUUAGUGAGAAUGUAUCAUGGUGCAUGUGUUCUGAGAUACAUUUCUUGCAAGCUGUAGUUGAUCCUCAAAACAUACAAACAUUAUUUUAUAYGUCACGAUAUGAUUUUGUUCCUAUUCUGCAACCACUUUUAGUAGUUAUAUUUUGAAGGCAAGUAAACUGUCGCRUACAGGUUUAGUUAAUAUCUACUCACUAAUCACUCUUGCUGGUGCUACAACUGAGCAACCASCACUAACUACUAUCAGCAACAAGCUUUUUCAUUUGAUGGUGAUCGUCUGAAGCUCUUCCAGAAGCAUUUCAAAAAUGAACUCAAGGCCAGUGGCUUCCCAUGUAGGGUGAAGGAGUAUGUGGUAGAAGUUGAGGACAAGCUUCCUCCUCAUAUUUUUGUGCAGAGGAGGAAAUACUAUUAGGAGUAGGAGUAGCACAAGAAGAAGCAGAACAAGAUAAAGGAAUACUACAGCCAUGAUACAACAGGGGCUCAGAGAUUUCAUCUGCAGCCUAUUUCAGGAGGGAGGCUCUUACCCCAAUAUACAAACAAGAAGGCACCAGUUCGUGAUUCACCUAGUAACAAGAACCUCCUGUUGUGGUGUUCUUCUUCUUGUUGCUCACCCCCAGCAGCCACCAGCAGCAACAAGAAGGAAAGAAGAAGAACAACAAGAGAUUUACCUGCUGUCCUGAAGUUUUGUUAAAUAUUCUUCUUUUUGACAACCUUCUGCUGUCUUUAUUGUGGUAUGCUAGGAAUCAAGCUGUUUUCUGACUCGAUGMAGCCAUACCGGUACCACUUUUUAAAAGUGUUGAAGAUGAAGAACAAGAACACAUUCAUGACUGAAACCAACCCGGCUCAAAUGAGAGGACUACUAUUUCUAUUCCUAAAUUCCUACAUGCUGGUACGUCCGUACGUACUGUACAUACGAGUACUUAUUUCGACCGACUGACUCACUCACUCCCAUUUCGGGACCGGAGAAAAAUGAGUUGACGAAGAUGAAUGAUGGUCGUGGGAAUGUUGGAAUGCAUCUCGAAUAGUACCAGGUACCGUACAACGACCAACGUAAAACGUUUUGUUCGGACGCUCCGUUUCAAAUCUGUAGAUCACCCGCCCUGCUGAGUCUGUCGAUUGAUAGUACCUGGUACUUCGCACUUUACUCCUUUUAUCUAUUGGAAUUGUUCCACAAAAAUAGAACCAAAGAGCAGACCGCAACCGCSACCGCAACAGUAACCAUGAACGUCUUCAAGUGCCUCCCCGUCGUCUUGGCGGUUUCGUSUAUUGGUCUUUUCGCUACGGACGUAGAGGGAUGGUCGUGCUUUCCUCCGUCUCCAGCAAAGAAAAUCGUGAAGGAGAUCAGCCGCAAAUCCUUYAUCGCYGGUGCGGUAGGAGGAUUGGUAGUGGGAACCACGGCCACGGCCGCAGGGGCGGCGGUAGCYAUCGAGAGAAACGCCGCUGCCAGCAAAGGSCCCUACGAACCGCCCGCAGGAUCUCUGRCCGACAAGGUUGUUCUCAUCACCGGUGGAAGCACUGGAUUGGGAUUGGUAAGAUACGCUUCGACAGAUACGCUUCGACAGAUUCCGACGCGAACCUCUUUUCCCAUUUSUUAUUGAACGUCGACUCACACUUUGAUGGACUCGAAUCACCCAAUCGAAUCUCAUCGCACCCUUUGCCUCGGAAUGCAGGAAUCCGCAAAGCGAUUGGCAGCAGCGGGAGCAACGAUCGUUCUGACCGCUCGAAGCGUAGCGAAGGGAGAGAAAUCCGUAGAAGCAGUUCAGUCGUACCUGACCGAGAAAAGCGUAACCGGUUCCAAGGUUUUCAGCCUCGUCUUGGAUCUCGACGAUCUGGCAUCGGUCAAGGCCUUCCCCGACUCGUACAAAAAACUCGGCCUGGGAGACAUCGACGUGCUGAUGAACAACGCCGGGGUCAUGGCCAUCCCCGACCGACAACUCACAAAGGACGGCUUCGAGCGCACCUUCCAGUCCAACCACCUCGGGCAUUUCGUGCUGACCGCCGGGCUCUUUCCGUUCCUUUCGCGCAGCAAGGCCACCGUCAUCAACGUCUCGUCCGAGGCGUACCAGUUCACCGGUGGAAAGUUCGACCUCGACAACCUCAACGGUGAGAAAAAAUACGGUGCCUGGUCCUCGUACGGUUUGUCGAAGCUGGCCAACAUUCUCUUCACCCAGGAGCUCCAGCGCCGAGCCGACGCAAGCGGCGACUCCUCGUGGCUGACCGCCGUGACGCUCCACCCCGGUGCCGUCCAGACCGAUCUCGGCCGAAACAUCGCCGGGGAAGAGAAAUGGGAAAAGCUCAAGACCAACGAGAUCACCCUGUCGCCGGUCGAGUCCUUCCUCCUCAACACCGCUUCCAAGUUCACGCUGACGGUCCCGCAGGGGGCCUCYACUCAGGUGUACCUGGCAGCCGGAGCCGACGGAGCGCUCAAGAAGGGGGCAUUCUACGAGGAUCUGAAGGCGAAGAACCUCCCUGCUUUUGCCAACGACGAGGCAAAGGCCAAGMAGCUCUGGGAAAUCAGCGAACAACUCGGUGGCGUUGAGUUCAAGAUCGAGAAACCGGUCGAGACCCMGGCUCCUCCUUCGCCCGAGGAGAGCAGCGCCUAGAGCAGGUGAUUAAAAACUGUUAGCAUCC